UUUUCAGGGUCACUGCUCACCUAAAGUUCGACCUCUUUUCCCUUUCUCAAAUUUAAUCCACAUCCAGUAAAUUAACAUUCUUAAAAAUUAAUCGAAUCAACCUUUCUUCUAGCCCCCAUCCGCUUAAGGGCAGCACACUCCAAUGCAGACUAAUUUGGUUCUUAAUUAUAUUUACCCAAGUCCCUCGAAGGCAAACCCGGACCUGGCUCACCUGACCAACUGGCUCUCCUGGUAUAAAAGGAAAAAUUCCCACAGCUUUUUUGCUUAGUUGGUGCGAUUUUUUACCCCGCCACGUCAAAAGAUAGCAGCGAGAUAAGCCAUGGCGAUUGAAAAACUUUUCCUUUCGAGGACCUUCUUGGUCGGAUGUGUCAUUUUGCUGACACAAUCUCCGGCGGUGUCAGCUGAAGGAGCUUUCCCGGGAUUGGUGCUUCGCGGAUUGCUGGAGACGCUGGGACAUCCGCUGAAGGUUACCGUCAUGAGUUGUUGGGGUGAAACGGACAGGUUGGAGGUGUUUAAAGUGCUAAAUGAGAGAUAUCUUACCUGUUUCGUUGAUGAUCACAUAAGUCGCUUUGUGGAGGACAUCAACGAUCAUCAGACCUUUUUGGUGGUGGAUUUGGCGUGUCCAGGAACUAAACAAUUGCUCAAAUCGGCUGGACUGUUGCUCUUCAUGAAGUAUCGUUGGUUGAUCGUGAACUCAAAAUUUUUCGUCGAAGAUCAUCCCUCAGAAGAAGAUCAAGUAAAAUAUUUCGAACAAAGUUUAGCAGAUCUUUCUCUGCUGGUCAGCAGUGAAAUCUUCAUCUUUAUCAAGCAAACUGCGAACAAUUUUUCGGUCAAUCAGAUUUUCAAGCACUUUGAGCUGGCACCGUUUAAAGUAGAACUGUUUGGAUCGUGGAUCGAUGGGAGUUUUAAGGAUGAACGCAACGAGCGCGUCACUUCCGUGAGGAGACUUGAUCUGCAAGGUCACACGCUGCAGGCAUCGAUGGUUGUGACCAAUCAGGAAACGUUGCAGCAUUUGACGGAUUACAAGGAGAAGCACAUCGACACCAUCACCAAGGUCAACUACAUCCUCACGAACUGCCUGGCCGCGUACAUGGGCGCCCACGUCAACUACUCGGUGGUGUCCACGUGGGGCUACCUCAACACGACGACCGGCCGCUGGGACGGCAUGAUCGGCGAGCUGUCCCAGCUGCGCGCGGACCUGGGCGCCUCGCCGCUGUUCUUCACCGCGGACCGGGUCGCCGUGAUCGAGUACGUUGCGAUGACUUCCGCGACGCGGUCCAAGUUUAUCUUUCGCUCGCCGAAGCUUUCGUUCACGGAGAAUGUGUUCCUGUUGCCGUUUGAUGAUCUCGUCUGGAUGUGUAUCGGUGGAGUUGUCCUGCUGUCGUCCGGAUUGUUGGUCAUUACGGGUUUGGCCGAGUGGCGCGUCCCGUUGACUGCUGAUGAUCCCGCGGACGCAACGAUUCUGCGGCCAAGCUUUCGGGACACCCUGUUGGUGAUCUAUGGAGCUACCUGUCAACAGGGUGCCUCGAUCUUACCUCGGAGCUUCGCCGCUCGUACGAUCACGUUGAUUGCGUUCCUGGUGCUGAUGUUCCUGUACGGAUGCUACUCGGCGAACAUCGUAGCCCUGCUGCAGAGUCCGUCGACGAAGAUCCGAACGCUGGAAGAUCUGCUGGCGUCCAGAUUGAAGUUUGGAGUUCAUGACACGGUAUUCAAUCGGUAUUACUUCACGCAUGCGUCGGAACCUACCAGGCAGGCGAUCUACGAGCGGAAGAUCCGGCAACCGGAUGGGUCGCAGAGCUUCAUCGCGCUGGAACAGGGCGUGGACAAGAUUCGCAACGGUUUGUACGCGUUCCACGUGGAGCAGGGCGUUGGUUACAAGGUCAUCAGUGAAACGUACCAAGAAGACGAAAAGUGUGGCCUCCAGGAGGUUCAGUACCUGCAGGUGAUUGACCCGUACUACGCGAUCCAGAAGAACUCCUCCUUCAAGGAGCACGUCAAAAUUGGACUGUUCCGUCUCAACGAGCACGGUAUUCAGUUCCGGGAGAAUGCCAACCUGUACACGAAGAAGCCCAAGUGUACCGGUGGAGGGGGCAAGUUCGUUCCGGUCAGCCUGGUGGACACCGAACCGGCCAUCCUGGUCAUCGUGUGGGGCGCAGGACUUUCAGCGACCGUUUUCACUGCAGAACUGAUCUGGUGGAAGGUGUACCGGUGGUUCCAGGAUUGGAAGGGCUCGCGGGUCAUCAGAAUGGUGCAUUGAAAGAAGGGCU
This is a messenger RNA of Culex pipiens pallens (northern house mosquito), 2267 nucleotides long. Its product is annotated as ionotropic receptor 75a-like. Gene Ontology annotation, cellular component: membrane. NCBI's taxonomy places the organism in Eukaryota, Metazoa, Arthropoda, Insecta, Diptera, Culicidae. The transcript is spliced from 4 exons. The record is from RefSeq and is a predicted model, not a curated record. Gene Ontology annotation, molecular function: ligand-gated monoatomic ion channel activity. Bases 320 to 2257 code for a protein of 645 amino acids.